CAGGCGUGCCUGCAGAAAUCAAACCAAAGCAUUUCUGAAGUUUCCUAGCAACAGCAUUUCUGAAGUUUCCUAGCAACCAAUAUGAAGCAUUAUGUUUUGAAAACUAUCAAUUAGUUAGUUUGUAAUAUUGUUCUUGAGUUUCAGCUGUGAUUCAUCAUUUAACUUACAGCAGAGUACCUGUGGAUAUGUUGAGGAAGGAGGAUACAAAAACACAAGGCUUCAGCCUGAAGCCCGCCAUGAAGGAGGAGGGUCCCCCGUCUACAAAGGCUUUUCAACCGCGCCCUCCAAAAGUGUCCACCUUUCGCAGGAUGUGUGACCGCGGGGACCUCCCACUCCAAAUGGACUACAACAGCAGAGGCUACCGUAUCUUUUGGAAGGUGGCGUUGGACAAGCUGGACUACAACUACUACCUGCCUUUGUUCUUUGAUGGCUUGACUGAGACAGGUCAUCCGUUCAACUUCUUCGCCUCUCAGGGAAUCCACGAGAUGCUGGAGAAAGGGGGCCCUAGGAUCCUGCCCGUCAUUCCCCAGCUCAUCAUCCCCAUCAGGAAGGCCCUGAACACGAGGAACCAUGCGGUGAUGUGCAGCACACUCAGAGUCCUGAAGCGUCUGGUGGUGUCCGGUGAAAAAGUGGGAGAGGCUCUGGUGCCGUACUUCAGACAAAUCCUCCCCAUUUUCAGAAUGUUCCACGAAAAGAGCAGCACUGGAGAUGUCGUGUCCGGCCAGAGGGGCGAGGACAUCAGGGAACUGUUCCGUGAGACUCUGGAGCUGUUUGAGCACCACGGAGGAAUCGGUGCCUUCCUACAAAUUAAAUACGUGGUGCCCACCUACAAAUGAGGAGGACCCCUGAUGUUACUCUCUA
This is a messenger RNA of Anarrhichthys ocellatus (wolf-eel), 861 nucleotides long. Its product is annotated as parkin coregulated gene protein homolog. The coding region runs from base 186 to 836 and encodes 216 amino acids. Gene Ontology annotation, cellular component: neuron projection; cytosol; vesicle. Gene Ontology annotation, molecular function: Hsp70 protein binding; Hsp90 protein binding. Lineage: Eukaryota; Metazoa; Chordata; Actinopteri; Perciformes; Anarhichadidae. The transcript is spliced from 5 exons. The record is from RefSeq and is a predicted model, not a curated record.